CUAUCUCUUCGGGGGUGUGAAAAUAAGCAUUGAUGAAUUGCAGAAUCACAGUGAAUAAUAAAGGAAAAGUUAAAUUAAUUAAAUUAUAAGCAAAAUGGUAGCAAGUCAAGAUGUUGAGAUGGAAGUCGUAGAAAGUACGGAAAAUGCAGAACCGAAAAAAGAUACAGACGUUUUGUCUGUUCAAGAAAUCCGUGAACAUGUUAAACUCAUCGAUAAAGCUGUAUCUAGUAAAGAACCUCGCUUUAUAUUGAGAGUAUUACGUUCAUUGCCUAAUACUCGACGUAAAUUAAAUCCUAAUGUUUUGAGAGCACUAGCAAGUCAGUUAUAUCCAAGUAAUGAACGUGAUGCAAUUUUGGUGUAUGUAGAGGAGGCUACUAAUCCAGAAAUUGAAGUAACUCGUCCAAAAUCUAUCAAAACACCACUCCCAGAAGUCGAUGCAUACUUCCAUUUGCUAUCAUUAGUACGAUUACUUGAUGCAAAUCUCAUAGAAAGAGCAUCUACUUGUGCUCAACAAUUGAUGACAAAGAUUAUGUCGCAAAAUCGUCGAUCUCUGGAUCUUAUUGCUGCAAAGAGUUAUUUCUAUCAUUCACGAGUUGCUGAAUUGACAAACAAGUUGGACACUAUUCGAGGAUUCUUACAUGCUCGCUUGAGAACAGCAACACUUCGUAAUGACUUUGAGGGUCAAGCUGUUUUGAUCAAUUGUCUUUUAAGAAAUUACUUACAUUAUUCACUCUACGAUCAAGCUGAUAAGUUGGUCAAUAAAUCAGUCUUUCCUGAAACUGCAAGUAACAAUGAAUGGGCUAGAUUUUUGUACUAUUUGGGUCGCAUAAAGGCCGCAAAAUUAGAAUAUAGUGUAGCACAUAAGCACCUUAUUCAGGCAUUAAGAAAAGCUCCUCAGCAUGCAGCUGUAGGUUUCCGUCAAACUGUUCAGAAAUUAGUGAUAGUUGUUGAAUUAUUAUUGGGUGACAUACCUGAACGACAAAUCUUUCGUCAAACGGCUUUACGCCGUUCCUUGGUUCCAUAUUUUCAACUGACUCAAGCUGUUCGUUUGGGUAACUUGAAGCGAUUCGGAGAAGUUCUUACAAAUUUCGGUGAAAAAUUCCGUCACGAUCAUACAUUUACUCUCAUCAUUCGUUUGAGACAUAAUGUCAUUAAGACUGCAAUCAGAUCAAUUGGAUUAUCUUAUUCGCGUAUAUCACCAGCUGAUAUAGCAAAGAAAUUAGGAAUCGAUUCGAAGGAAGAUGCUGAAUUUAUUGUUGCUAAAGCUAUUCGUGAUGGUGUUAUUGAGGCAACUUUAGAUCCUGAGAAGGGCUACAUGAGAAGCAAAGAGAGCACAGACAUUUAUUCUACUCGCGAGCCUCAAUUAGCUUUUCAUCAACGCAUAGUCUUUUGCUUAGAUUUACAUAAUCAAUCAGUCAAAGCAAUGCGUUAUCCACCAAAAUCUUAUGGAAAGGAUUUGGAAAGUGCUGAAGAAAGAAUCGAACGAGAACAACAGGAAGUCGAAUUAGCAAAGGAAAUGGCUGAAGAUGACGAUGAUGGAUUUUAAAUUUAUAAUUUUGUAUUAUUUUCAAUUAAUGGAAAUUUUCGUGAAAUUUAUUCUCGCUUCGUAAAACUUAUUAAUAAAACAUGAAACAUACUAAAAAACGGAA
This is a messenger RNA of Chironomus riparius, 1649 nucleotides long. Lineage: Eukaryota; Metazoa; Arthropoda; Insecta; Diptera; Chironomidae. The record is from the annotation of a GenBank genome assembly.